UUUAUAAAUUUUAGAAAAUAAUUAUACUGUUCAGUGAGAAAAAAACCAAAUAGCUGGCAUGUCCAUGCUGCAUUAUACCAUUUAAAAAAUGAAGCUCAAAAGCAAGUAAAUGAAACAAUGUUUUGGUUAAGAACAACAUACAUAAGUGGUAAACAAAUUUUUUUAAAAGAACAUAACAAAGCACUAAAAAUUUGUGAUAGUGGUUACCUUUUUUGGUAAGAUAGGGAGAUGGUGUAGGUAGAUCAUGAAUAUUUGUAAUGUUCUUAUUUUGGUAAGUGACUUUUAUUACACUGUAAUAUACCUACAUAUUGUAUAUAUAGCCUUUCGUGUGUAUCAAAUAUAAUAUUUUUUCAGAGAGAGAAUCAUUGCCAACUUCCUGUGAAUUUUGAUCAGUAUUUCUAUCAUCCUUCUGCAUCACUUGCCAGAAUUCAAAUCAAUUAUAGUUGAGACCCUGAAGGAAACAUUUUCUCCUGAGUAGGAGAAAUCUAAUAGUUGCCUUCUUUUAUUGUAAGCUUUUAAUUUCUCUAAUGUCUGGUUAACCCCCAAAUAUAAACCACAAUUAAUGCAGCAAUUCUGCAAAGUAUCUGAACAAAUACAAAAAUAUGAAAAUAUCUUAUCUCUUUGUAAUUUUUUUUUAGAGUUGGCAAAUAAUUUUGUGUGGAAUUACCUACAGUCAUAGUGGGCAAAUGAGUGAGGGUAUUUUCAUCCUGUAGAGUAAGGAGACAAAAUAGCCAUACCUCCUGGUUGUCUAGUUUGGACUCCGAUAGUAUUGAAAUAUAGAUUUCAUUUUUUUCCUGAUGAAAAACAUUAUGAAGUGAAAAAACACAUCUAAAAGAAGUUAUGCUUUUGUCUGACUACCGCAAAAAAAAAAAAAGGCUGUUUUGUAAUGAAAACAAUGAAAAGACAUUCUUAAAAUGGAAAACGUCAGCUGUGGGUUUGCAACAGUUUCAAGAAUGCAUCUAUUGGGUCCUAAGGAAGGAAGAGGCGCCAAAAGCAACAACUUGAGUAAGGUUAUCGAGAACCCACAUGUGUCAUACAGAUGGAGGAGUCUGGUGCACUUUAAGAAGCCCACCACUGCAAGGUGAAGGUAAUUUCAAAAUUAAUUCACCUAGCUACGCAGAUGUCUUAUUCUCUUGCUCCUAUUGUAGUGAUCAAGAUUUCAGGAAUGCAUUUCCUCGAAGAUGCCCACUUGUAGGAAGGGACAUUCACUUUAUGCUCUUUUAAAUAUUUAUGUUAGUAUUCACUCCCCGGCCCCCCCCCCAAAUACCUGUACAAAACAAAAGAUUAGAACUGGGAGGAAAGGAGGGAGAAGAGUAACAACAAAAAGGAGAGUGAGUUUGGGAGCAACCUCUCUAAGGUUACAGACUCUGCUCCAUGUUUGUAGUCUUGGAGCUCCUUGCUAUAAUGUGAAGCAGAGUAAGUAAGCAACAAAAAUAUGGGCCCCCUGUGAAAGUGGCUGUUCUGUGUCCCUCAUGUUCUUCUAGGAGAGGCUGAGCGACCAUGUAUUUGUAUAUUACACUAGGAAAGUGUUGUAUACAAAUCCAGCAGUUCAGGAAAAUUUAUUUCAAUAUUUCUGGAAAUAAAGUUUCACACUUAUUACUACUUAAUGUGCAUCAAGUUGAGACAGGAGGAAAGGGGGCAGGGCACAACCUUUAAAAGAAUGACACAGCUGUUGAGGAUACAAUAUAAACUAGUUAGAACCAAUUAGGCCCAAGAUGGUGGAAGAUUCAAAUUCUAGUAGACCUUGAAGCUCAUUGUAAUACAUUAGCAUGCUAAAUAACACACCCACAGGCACCAAGACAGUUCUGAGGCAGACCAUGAAAGGCCAAAAAGUGGGUGGCGGCCCAAGUCCUGGAAAUCCCUGCCCCUUCUUCAAAAUAGUUAGAAUAUUCCUCCUACUCAUUCGUGUAUGGAAUUACUCAGCCCAUAAAACUAACCACACCCUCAGCCCAGGGCUGCUCUCGACUUCUGAGACGACUGCAUUCUGCCUGUGGAAUGUGUAUCUCUCUAAAUUUGCUUUCACUUUACCGUGGCUUGCUCUUGGAUUCUUUCCUAAAGGAGGCCAAGGACCCUCACUUGGUGGCCUGCCCCAUGGACUCACUCGCCUAAAACCUGGGACAUGACCAUCUUCUUGAGCCCCCCAUUUUCCUGCAACAAAGUGGUAGUCAAAUGAAAUUGAUACGAGACCAGACAAGGAAUUCACGCAAGACUUUAUAAGGACUACCGCUGCAGCACGAGGGAGUGAAAACAAGCAACAGGUUCACUUGCUCAGUCCCUGAGGCGGGAAACCGCAGCCAGAGAGGUCGUUUGCCCGCGCCAGGAGGAGCGCCCGGAGGGAAAAUGGAUGAAAAUCAAGAAACUGAUUCAAAAGGUAGUGAAGAAUAUGAAGAUGACUUUGAAAAGGACCUGGAAUGGUUGAUUAAUGAAAAAGAAGAAAAUGGUGCCAGCGUAAUAGAGAAGGUUUGUGGGAAUGAAGAGAAUAUUAACCAAGGCUUAAAAGAGAAUGAAACAGAAAUAGAACAUUCCAAGCAGCUUUCUGAUUCUGACAGAUCUUUCAAGGAUGAGGUUUCAUCAAUAAGAAAUGACUUCAUUUCUGUACCGAGUAUUCAACCUUUGGAUCCCAUAUCAGAUUCAGACAGUGAAAACUCUUUACAGGAAUCCAAACUAGAAAGCCAGCAAGACCUGGAGGAGGAAGAGGAUGAGGAAGUAAGGAGAUAUAUUAUGGAGAAAAUUAUACAAGCCAACAAGCUUCUACAAAAUCAAGAACCUGUGAAUGAUAAAAGGGAAAGAAAACUUAAAUUCAAAGACAAAUUAGUUGAUUUGGAAGUUCCUCCUCUGGAAGACACUGAUACUUACAAAAAUUAUCUUGAAAAUGAAAGUGAUGUGUCUGGAAAACUGUCUCAGUUAUGUAUUUCCAAUGAAUUUGCACAAGAAAAUGUGCUCCUGUCGCCUACUGAUGGAAAUUCUGAAGAAAACAAGGAUAGGAAAAUACUAGUAGAGAGAGAUGGAAAGUUUGAACUUCUGAAUUUACAAGACAUUGAGAGUCAGGGGUUUUUGCCCCCCAUUAAUAAUGCUAAUUAUACAGAAAAUGAGCCUCAGCAGUUGUCACCCAGAUCUCCCAAUUUAUCUGUCAGUGGAGUCAAGAAAGAAGAGCCAAUAGCAAAAAUUCAUGCUCUGGCUCACUCAUCAACAGAAGAGCAACUGGCUUAUAUCUCUCAGCCACCACCCAACCCCAAGACUCAUCCAGGUUCUGCUGCCAACUCAGAUCGAAGUAAGGGGAAUGGAAAAUCUAGUCAUAGGACGCGGUCUGCAGAUGUAUCUCCAGUGACCUCAACAUACUGUCUCUCUCCUCAACAGAAAGAACUGCAAAAACGACUAGAACAAAAGAGAGAAAAGCUAAAGAGAGAGGAGGAACAAAGGAAAAUAGAAGAAGAGAAAGAAAAGAAAAAAGAGAAUGACAUGGUGUUUAAAGCAUGGUUGCAAAAGAAGAGAGAGCAGGUCCUAGAAAUGAGGAGAAUUCAGCGAGCAAAGCAAAUUGAAGACAUGAACAGUAGAAUGGCUAAGAAGGAAACGGAUAGAAAAACUAGCAGAGCAGCAAGCUGUCAAAGAAAGAACUAGACAGCUCCGACUGGAAGCAAAGCAUUCUAAACAGUUACAGUACCACCUAUAUAAUAUGUCAGAAGCCAAAUCUUUUCGUUUUACUGAUCAUUACAGCUGAAGGUAUCUAUUAAAUACUUCAUUUGGAAGCUGCUGUCCUCAAAAUUUUCGAUAUCAUUUCUUAUGGCCUGUGUGCUUUGGUCAUACUCUAAAUUAUGGAAAUGCUAUUUAUCUUUUGGUAAUGUUGAUAGUGAAUUUAUCUUAUUUCUUUUAACACUAGAGCAAAAUAAAUUUCUUCUCUCAUAGCAUUGUAAUGUGUUAUACCACCUCUUAGUCCAUGCAAAAAAUUGAGCAACAAAUAAACUGUACAUUCCUUUACUUCUAAAUUAUUUUAACAUGUCUAGCUGGAACGGACACAAAAAAGGGACAGAUAUCUAUUAUUAGUUUCUGUUAUCAUUUUUAAAAAAAUGCAAUAGAACAUUUCAUAAGGCAGGAGGAGUGACCUCUUAAACAAGCCUGGUUCAAGGCCUGAUACAAAGUCCUAAUUAUGUCAGAUUUGAAUUUGAAUACCUAUGGCAAGCUAAACAGUAGGUUAGGCCUACUUCCACGUGUUCUUUUAAAAAAAAAAAAGAUAGUAACAAUUAUGUAUACUAUUUUGGGUAUGUUAUACAAAAUUAUCCAGCUCUAAUUGAGAGUUUAUAUAAUGUGCCUGUUGUAAAUGCUUUGCAUAAAUAAUUUGACCUAAUCCUUAUAACAACCCUAUUAGUCUUGUUUUGCAGAUGAGGAAACCAAAGUACAGAGGUGAGCAGUUUGCUCACAGAUUCUGAGAUCUGAAUGAUUGCAAAAUCCUUUCUGUUAGUUAUAUUGUAAAGCUUACAUACCUUGGUAGACAUUUGUGGGUAUAUAGGACUAUACAGGAAUCCAGCGUGUGGGCGAACAGUAUCCUUGAUAUGUGUAAGAGCACUUGAGGACUGGAGGACAAAGGCAAACAUGCAAGUGUGAUGGGGAGUGGAGAGUUGCUGUAGGAGUUCUGUUAAAGCUUCAAAAGACAAGGUACUUAUCAACUGGGUAUUUGUACCUUAAUCACUUGACCCUAAAUUAGAAAACACAGAGAGCUAUUCAAUCCUGUCUCAACUUCCUAUAGCACUUUGAGCAUACACCAGGCAAUUUAGCAUUUCAUUAUAACUAGUCUUGUGUUGUUUAAAGUUUAUCCUUAAUGAUAAAAACCAAUUUGGCAUUUAAAUAUUCCACAAUAUUUUUCUUUUACAAAAAAAGCUGUUGGAAUUUUCAUAAGGAUUGCAGUGAAUCUGUAGAUGGCUUUAGGUACUAUUGCCAUCUUAAUGAUAUUGUCUUCUAAUCCAUAAACACAGGAUGUCUUUUCAUUUA
Aethalodelphis obliquidens (Pacific white-sided dolphin) is the source of this 4983-nucleotide messenger RNA. It is a transcript of the gene CCDC181, whose product is annotated as coiled-coil domain containing 181. The coding region runs from base 2341 to 3618 and encodes 425 amino acids. Gene Ontology annotation, molecular function: microtubule binding. NCBI's taxonomy places the organism in Eukaryota, Metazoa, Chordata, Mammalia, Artiodactyla, Delphinidae. The record is from RefSeq and is a predicted model, not a curated record. The transcript is spliced from 7 exons.